AUGUGGGCGACCUUGGCCCGGGAAUCCUACACCCGGGAAUCCUUCGACCCGCCAGAAUUUAGCCCAAUGUUGCAUAGCCAGGGAAUUUUUGCGACUAGUGGGCUAGGAUUCAGAGACUUGCAGCUAAGACCAGACGGACAAGCUAACGGCCAUCUUCUCAGCUUCAUCAUCAUCGAAAAGAAGAACGUAUCUAUCUUUCUUUCAAAGUCCAAAAUGCACGCCCAAGCCACCAUUGUUGCCUCGCUAUUGGCCCUGGCCCCAGCCAUCCUCGCCGCCGAUUUUGGCUGCAUCAAGCCUGUAAAUCCCAUCCCAGCCGGCCCUCCAGGUGCCUGCUGCGAGGAAUUGAACCAGAGCCAUUUGCUCAAGUUCCUCUACACUGGCAAGAACUGUAUGUUUUGACCAUCAAUUGAACUGGAGUUGGCUACCUAAAACUAACUGUCCUCUCUACCCGUAUAGGCGUCCGCGCUACAAAGGUCUCCGAGGCCGAGGAUGGCUCAACCACUUACAGUGCGUGCUCUGGUUCCGCCAAAGCUGCCUGCUGUGAUCCUCUGCUGACGGCUCUGGACCACGCCACUAACCCUGCCUGUGUUCUUCCCUCCAACUAAUGGCUGCCGUACACAAUAUGUACAUAUUUAGCAA
This is a messenger RNA of [Torrubiella] hemipterigena, 639 nucleotides long. Lineage: Eukaryota; Fungi; Ascomycota; Sordariomycetes; Hypocreales; Clavicipitaceae. The record is from the annotation of a GenBank genome assembly.